UUUGUGUCUUACGAUUGGUUCUUAUUGGUCUUAAUGGGAGCAUUUUUAAAGAAUCACAGAACGACUCUGCUGUUAAAGUUCAGGUUUAACCAAUGACUAUACAAGAGAGCUGGACUGAGUGAGUGUGAUCUCACCCACAGAAAAAAGUAUACUUUCAGCUCCAACCAACAAAAAAAAAUUCAGGUGCCAUUUUUUUGUUUCUUGCCAUCCAGAUACCCUCUGGACCUUUUUGGCUUUUUGGAGCCAGUAGGUACUUCCUGUUUGGAAUGCCAGGGGGGCGGAGUCACUCAGUCCAAUUAUCUCAGAUGGUCAUAGUGUUUUACAAUUAUAUUUGCAUAAAAGUAAUCAUUUGUGGGCCUCUAGGGGUUUGUUGAUGUCACUGAACAGUUUUUAACACUAUAAAGUUGUUAUUUUUUCCUGGUAAAUACUAAUUGAUCAGCUUUUGUUUGGUUCCUUUGGAAGAAUUCAAACUUUUCUUGAUGAAGGUUAAUUUUUGUACCAUUUGUCAAUCAUGUGGAAAGUGUUUUGUGAAAAAUAAAUCAAGGUUUAAUUGCUUUAAAUAAACUAAAUUUAAAUCAAAUUGCAAACCAGUGAAUCAAAAUCAAAUUGAUUUAAUACUUGUAGAUGUGAAGAAUGAAACUAUAGGAAAGAUGGGAAAAACAUGCUGAAACAGGUCCAACUUUUUAUGUUUUUAUUUUUUUAUUUUGAAGGCAUGUUUUUCACUUCCGGUCAUGUUGUUGCAUUUGCGUUUUUCAGCGAUAUUUGAACUGUUUAUUGUUAAUCAAAUAUAAGAUAAUUUAAACAAUGUAGGCUAUUAGGUUUAUAUAAUUGUAUCAUACAUCAGUACAAAAUAGAUUUUGAAUUUUUAAGCCAACAUCAAGUGAAACUGAAAGUUUUUCAACUUAAAUUCAAAAGGUUUAAUUUUGUAACUUUGAUUUUUUUUUUUUUUUUUUUUUUAAGGAACACAUAUUCUUUAAAGUCAUACAAAAAACAGUCGUUUGACUGAAUAUUUGAUAUUUUGGGUAGUAGGCUACUCUCGAUAAAUGUAAUAUUACACAUUUAAGUGUACUCUUAACAUUUUGCUUAAAAAUUCUAUUUUACGAGGUGUACGUGAAGGCAACAUCAAACUCAGGCGGCGUCUUUGAAGUGGGCUUCACCGCUCCCUUUCAGACUCAUGAAUGACUUUGAGGAAGCAGACUUUUGGACUCAGAUAUGGCGUUCACAAAAACAACAAAGAAAGAUAAAGAAGGAACAUGUGGAAAACAAAAAAGAACAGAAGUCAGUAAAAAGCCGAAAAGUUCAAACAGGCCAGAGCAGCCAGGGGAAAAAGAAACGGUCCAAAUUCAAAGAGGCGAUGAAGGAGAGGAAUGAGAAGAAGAAAGAAAAGAAAAAGAAAAGGAAGAAGUUAGAAAGAGAAGAGCAUCAAACGGCUGCAGCAUCAAACCCUCAGCAGGAGGAGAAGUUGAGGCCAGAAUGUCGGACUCUUGACUUCAUGGAGAAAAGCAGAAGAACAAAGAAGGUGCAGUUUGCUUCUUUCCCGCAUUACAUCCGAGUGACACGUCCCACAUUCUCCUCAUCCUCAACCAAAGAAGCAGAAGCUGUGAGAAGCUCUCGGAGCGGUCCAGUGCAGGACACCGACUCUCAGUGUCCCAGUGAGGACAUCAACAGCCAGGAUCUGUUCAUCACCCAGAAGACCUUCAGGACGUCCCCCCAGGAGCUUUCCAGCAGCGAGGCUAGCGACAGAGCCGUCACCGCGUCUCCUCUGGAGUUCAACAACAACCGCCGUGAAGACCCGAAGGAGUCCGAGCCCAAAGCCGUCCAACCACACCUGGACGAGCCUUUUGGGAUGAGCUCCUCCUCAGGCCAGCGCCAGUCUUUGGCAGAGUCCUCCACGCAGACGGAGAACUUCUUCACCUCUGAACUCUGCUCCUUCUUCAGCUUCUGCCAGAGAAGCCGAGCGGCUGAAGACUUAAACGGCCUGAAACCUCUGGAUUUGAGUCUGCCGCAGAGGGUGAGGGCGAGGACAACCCUCUGUCUGACCAUGAAGGCCUCUGGUUCCUCCACCAAAGAUGGUCAGUCCAGCCCAAGCCCCCGUUUCCAGACCGAUCUCUCGUUCUCCAGUGAGGAGGACCAUCCCGGCUGCAGCAGCAGGAGAGAGAUGAUCCAGGUCAGAGCUGUCCAGAUGAAAUUAAACAAACCCUUCUUUUUCAAGACAAAAGGGGAGAGGCUGUCUCCCCGACCCGAGUCUCCGCUCAUGAAACUCUCUCAGGGCAGAGCCGUCAAGAGCCAUAGGCACCGCUGAGGAAAGCAGCCAGCUUCUGUGUCGUCUCCAGCAGGUCCAGCGGAGCAGCUCAGAUGUUUGUUCUCUGAGCUCUCCCAGCGUCAGUUCCUGUUCUCCUGCAUCAAAGUUGUUCAGAAAUAUGUUUCUUCCUGUAGAUUGUUGCACUUUCUCUUGUGGUUAGAGUAGAUGUUAGAGCCGGUUUGCUGAAUCCAUUUCUCGCUGUUCGUUUAGCAUUUUCAAUAUCAAAUUCUCUGCUUGGUACUGCUGACUUUUUUAUACAUUAAAUAAUACAUUAAUAUAAUAUGAAU
This is a messenger RNA of Oryzias melastigma (Indian medaka), 2589 nucleotides long. Its product is annotated as eukaryotic translation initiation factor 5B. The transcript is spliced from 3 exons. The coding region runs from base 1175 to 2302 and encodes 375 amino acids. The record is from RefSeq and is a predicted model, not a curated record. NCBI's taxonomy places the organism in Eukaryota, Metazoa, Chordata, Actinopteri, Beloniformes, Adrianichthyidae.